UCAUUUAAUUGUGCUAACGGGAUUGUGGAGUGGUGAUUCAGAGGGUCGCAGGUGGUACAAAAUCAAUUCCUCGCUGAGAUUGUUCAUAAUGGAAGGUGAUAGCGAAGAUGAUAUUGAUUCUAGAGAUUCACAACAAAGUUCAGAGGAGGAAGCAGGCGAUCACAGUCCGGUUUCAGACGACGGGUACGUUGGUCUCGACGCGGAAGUUCCCAAUACUUUCUCAUUUACUAAUGCAAACGUCGCAUCUACGACCGCCGUACCACCGAGUCGAAAACUUCAACCGUUUGCUGAUGACUGCAAAAGCUAUGACAUUGUUCCUUAUGUCGCAGCUAUUCAUUCCUGUCACAUACAUUCCCUUGCUGCAACAAGAAAUAUGCGAUGGGUUUUUACUGGCGGCGAAGAUGGAUUUAUAAGAAAGUAUGAUUUUUUUGCGUCAAUCAGCGGUAAGACGUUGCUGACACAGAAUCAAAAACACGCGCAAGUUGAAUCAGUCCAAAAGGCUGGUGUAAUAUCGUCUUAUUGGGAGAACGAAGAAAUACCUUUACCUUCGGUGGCGCCUCCUAAACCAGUUGAAGAGGCUAAUGGAGCCGCGGAGGAAGGGACGACUCAAAACGUACAGGAACCACCAAUGCCAGAAUUAAAAACUUCACCCGUUUACAGUUUAGCCGUUCAUUCCGAGGCCAUUUGGUUGUUAAGCGGUCUGGAGAGUGGUGCGAUCAACCUGUUUACCGUUAGGCACGAAGAAGGAAAAUGUCACCACGUGAUGCGACAACACAAGUCACCUGUAUCAGUCUUGAGAAUUGCCCACGACGAAACAAGUUUCGUAAGUGGUUCGUGGGAUAAAACAGUGCUGAGUUGGGACUUGAACACCGGUCAAGUUGUGCGCGAAUUCAUAGGACACAGCUCUCAAAUUAGUUCUGUGGAAUUUCGACCAAUUACUCCAUUGUCCGCUAAAGCUUCAAUGCAAAGUUCUCCCGAGCCAUUUAAUCCACUGUUUGAUGCACCGGAAGAGAUGUUAACUCAUUCAAACGAUGUGUUGCUUACCACAAGCAUAGAUGGUAAUUGCUUCGUGUGGGAUAAAAGAGUGGCGAAUUCAAUCCCAAGGAAGAUGCCACCUCCAGAAAGGACACCACCAUGGUGUUUAUCGUCAUGUUGGAAUGCUGAUGGUAGUAAAAUUUAUUGCGGACGACGUAAUGGCACUGUUGAUGAAUGGGACUUUGCAUCUGGAAAGUUUGUACGUUCUUUCAAAAUGCCGAGCGGAUCGGGUCCAGUUUCUUGCGUAGCCGGUAUGCCGAAUGGGAAACAUAUAAUAUGUGCUUCGACGGACAACAUAAGACUGUGGAACGUAUCAGAAGAUAUCGAAGUUUCAAAAUCCGCCGUUCCAUUUCUCAUUAUACCAGGGCAUCACGGAGGUUCCAUCUCACAAAUAUUGGUCGAUCCGAAUUGUCGUUACAUGAUUACGACUUCGGGAAAUAGAGGAUGGGAAGGAACAAGCACUGAGGCUGC
Messenger RNA from Acaulospora morrowiae, 1506 nucleotides. Lineage: Eukaryota; Fungi; Glomeromycota; Glomeromycetes; Diversisporales; Acaulosporaceae. The record is from the annotation of a GenBank genome assembly.